Messenger RNA from Peronospora matthiolae, 258 nucleotides. The record is from the annotation of a GenBank genome assembly. NCBI's taxonomy places the organism in Eukaryota, Oomycota, Peronosporomycetes, Peronosporales, Peronosporaceae.
AUGAUAGAGAGUACAACGAGCGCGUUUGUAGGUGACGGCGGGCCCAGUGAGGGGGCCCCCUUGGAUGAGACGACGAAUUCUGCGGUUACGAGCAGCGACGAUGGCGCGGUUCCUGACAAUGUCUUGCCUGGACGGGCGAGUAACUUUUCAUCACCAGCUCCGGCCACUACUGGCGUUUGGGGUCCAGAGCAAGUAUCCAACCUUAAAAGGGCUUGCAACAUCAAGCAACAUCUCCGCCGAGGCCUGUUGAGGGGGUAG